This is a messenger RNA of Phytophthora infestans T30-4, 648 nucleotides long. Its product is annotated as ribosome biogenesis protein NEP1, putative. Gene Ontology annotation, molecular function: rRNA (pseudouridine) methyltransferase activity; rRNA binding. The record is from RefSeq and is a predicted model, not a curated record. Gene Ontology annotation, cellular component: small-subunit processome; nucleolus. NCBI's taxonomy places the organism in Eukaryota, Oomycota, Peronosporomycetes, Peronosporales, Peronosporaceae. The coding region runs from base 1 to 648 and encodes 215 amino acids. Gene Ontology annotation, biological process: rRNA base methylation. The transcript has 4 exons.
AUGAGUGCGAGCAAGGAGGACGUAAAGCGGCGCCAGGUGAUCGUGAUCCUCGAGCAGGCAGCUCUGGAGACGGUCAAGACGUCGAAGGGCUACCAGCUGCUCAAUUGUGACGACCACAAGGGCAUCCACAAGAAGCUGAACCGCGAAGCCAGCCAAUCGCGUCCGGACAUUCUGCACCAGGAACUCAUGGCGCUGCUCGACUCUCCACUAAACAAGGCUGGCUAUCUCAAGGCCACAAAGGGAGUGCUUGUCGAAGUGAGCUCGCAGAUGCGCGUGCCCCGCACGUACAAGCGCUUCGCCGGUCUCAUGGUGCAAUUGCUACACACGCUGAAGAUCCGUUCGUCCGACGGCAAUCACACGCUUCUGAACGUGAUCAAGAACCCCGUGACCAAGCACCUACCAGCUAACUGCAAGAAGUACGCACUAACGCGAACUGGUACGCUCGUGAACCCGUGGGAGUGGGUGGAGUCGCUGCCUAAGGACGAGCCGGUCGUGUUCAUCUUCGGUGCCAUGGCUCACGGCCACAUUUCCAAGGAGAACUGCAACUACCUGGACGAUACUAUUUCGAUCUCCGAGUACCCGAUGAGCGGUGCCCAGGCCAUUUGCCGUCUGCUGAAUGGCUUCGAGCGUCACUGGGGCAUCUUGUAA